ACGCGCGCCAGGAUAAAACUAAAAUCAAAAGACGAUAGAGCAAAAAGAGUUGUACUGUUUUUGUAGUCUUGUUGUUGUAAGUUUGUCGUUCACAGCCAAGCGCCAUGAGUGAAAUAGAAGCUCUCGAACUUCACGCAAUCAUUGGAUUUGCAGGUGAAGUUCCAGGAGGCCUGUUGGUCAACAGCGACAGAGAGCAUCUUAUCUAUCCACUUGGCAACAAAAUCGUUGUGGAGGAAAUAAAAGAGGAGAAAAAGGCGGCUUCAGGAGGUAGAGGAUCCGCGACAAGAGUUAACGGUAAAAGCAAGAAUACACCCGAAGAUCGAAGGAUGCGUCAGAGAUUAUUGUCAGGGCAAGGCGACAAAGGCCUGGCAGUUUCUUGUCUAGCAGUUUCCAAGAGUGGGAAGUAUCUGGCAUCUGGCGAAAAGACUCACAUGGGAUUUAAAGCCGAUGUCAUUGUGUGGGAUUUUGAGAGGGGCACCAUAAAACAUACCCUGGAUCCACUGCACAAAGUUAAAGUGGAAGCACUCGCGUUCUCUCCAAAUGACAAAUAUUUAGUGUCCCUUGGAGGGCAGGAUGAUGGAUGUAUUGUCGUGUGGGAUGUCAAGACAGGCUUGGCUAUUUGUGGAAGUACAGCCGGGGCUCCCAGUGCUGGUUGUACAUUUGCAGUUGCUUAUGCCAGCUUGAGUGAUGAGAUGUUUGUCACUGGUGGAGAUAAGACUUUGAGGGUUUGGGAACUUGACGUAGAAAAUCGCAAGAUACGUCCUGUUGAAGUCUCUAUGGGACAGUUAAAACGUGCAGUUAAAUGUAUUCAGAUGAGUAAUGAUGACUCAAAAUUUUACUGUGGAACUACCACAGGGGACAUUCUUGAGAUCAAUUUGAAGAGUAAAUUGAUGACUAACUAUGGCCCCAGUGACAAUGAGCGUUUCAGCCUUGGAGUGCUGGCUAUUCGUAUUCUCAUGGAUGGGAAUUUGUUGGUUGGUGCUGGUGAUGGAACAGUUGCCAUCAUGAAAAUUGUUAAAGGAAAAUUCAAGAAAAUUCAGUCUGUCCAAGUGGAUGGUGGAAUUACAUCUAUAGCCUUGCGAGGCCAAGGACAUCAGUUUUUCAUAGGGACGAAAAACUCGCAGAUGUACCUGUUCAGUUACAGUAAUUUUGAAGAAUAUGACAGGAUCAAGACCUGUCACUGUUCCCCAGUCAAUGAUGUCAUAUUCCCUUGUGGCAGUUCAGACCUGAUUCUGACUUGUGCUAAGGCUGAGAUCCGUAUUUGGUCGACAAAGACGAACCAGGAGGUUGUACGCAUCACAGUUCCUAACAUCACAUGUAACGCUAUUGAUAUCAUGCGUUCUGGAAACAGCAUCAUAAGUGGUUGGGAUGACGGCAAAAUACGCGCAUUUACACCAGAGAGCGGCAGGUUAAUUUAUCAGAUAGAAAACGCCCACAAGAGUGGCGUCACAGCUAUAGCGGCCGUUGGUGACGAGAAGCGUAUCAUCAGCGGGGGAGGGGAGGGUGAAGUACGUGUUUGGGAGGUGGGCGGCAGUGGGAAACAGAAAGGAUCCAUUACUGGAACACUGAAAGGAGCCAUUAAAGAACAUACAGCUGCCGUGACAUGCAUAAAAGUUCGUCUCAACCGAUGUCAACAGCUGGAGUGUGUAUCAGCCAGUAAGGACGGCACAUGUAUUGUCUGGAACUUAGAGGCAAUGGGACGGAGCGCAAUCGUAUUUGCCACUACCAUGUUCAAGGCGGUCUGCUACAGUCAAGAUGAAAGCCAGAUCAUUACAGCUGGUACAGACCGCAAAAUUGCGUACUGGGAAACUUUUGAUGGAUCUCAAAUACGCGAAUUGGAAGGAUCAACGCGCGGCUCUAUAGAUGGAAUGGACCUAUCCCCUGACGGCUUACACUAUGUCACUGGAGGAGAUGACAAAGAAGUUGUGGUGUGGAAGUACAACGAGGGACAGAAAACGCAUGUUGGAAAAGGUCACGCAGGGGGGAUAGCAAGAGUGAAGAUUUGUCCUCACCAAAAGUGGAUUGUCUCCAUAGGAACGGACGGAAGCAUUCUGAGAUGGAAAUAUCCCCACUAAAGAUCCUUACUUGUUAUUGUAUAACUCUGCCAUUACGUUUUGUAUGAGACUUGAGACAGCUGAAGUGUAUAUAGGUUGCUAAUGUAUGCAACAUUCGAGUCUUGAACUGUCAUGUUUACCUUUUGUUAAGAUCAGAUGCUCAAAAUAACACUGAGCUCUUUGUAAUUAUUCCCUCUUUUUUACGUUAAGGGUAGAUUUGUCGGUGAAUUAGGACUUCUCAUUUUUUGGGUGUCAAUUGUUGCAGAUGCCUGUGUAAUUUUUUGAACUACUUAAUUUAAAGUAUUAUUCAAAUGCGAGGUUCAGUAUUAUUCAAAUGUGUGUACAGCUAGAUCCUUUCUGCGCAAAUUGACAAUUUUUGCGAAGCACUGUUGCUAUUUUGGCAAAACAUUAACAUUUGCUAUGAACAAGACACGCAUUUCUUAAAAGGUUGGACGUUUAAUCUGACAUUCUUUCAACUCUGCUUGUCGCAAAAAUUUUGAUUAUUUUCUUACGGGCAGGUGUUAGGGAAGACACCAUAUUUUAUGUAAAAACAGUGUGUUGUUGUAGUAAUGCUCCCUCUUAGGUUUGCGGCGCAUUUCAUUAGCAUAAAUAUGUAUAGUUAAAAGGUCAUUAAAUAUUGUAGCCUUGUUGAAAAGUCUCGUUUACAAUUUUUCUUUCUUGAAAUUUUUAGAAAUUAAUUCCUAGAAAAGAGAUUAUUAGAUCUUCUUUUGUCUAGAGUGCGCACGCAUAUCAGGAGGUUAGCAGCUAUUUCGAUUUUGUACGUAUUAACAAAACCGACCUUUUUACAUUGACAAGAAUUUAUGACAUGGAGCUUAAGAAUUGAGAUUAAAAAGCGCACAAUUUGGCAUUUAUGAGAACAAAUAUUGCAUAAACGAUUGUCUGAAGGUAAAUAGGGAAUUCAGUCAAUAAUUAUUAAAAUAUUUACAAAACCGGCGUAA
Molecule: messenger RNA, 3013 nt
Organism: Orbicella faveolata
Lineage: Eukaryota; Metazoa; Cnidaria; Anthozoa; Scleractinia; Merulinidae
Product: cilia- and flagella-associated protein 52-like
Molecular function (GO): protein binding
Source: RefSeq, a predicted model, not a curated record